AUGCAGAAGCUUGAAUUUCUAUUGCUGCUAUUCCUAGCUAUCUGCCACACCACUUUUUCAAUCCGAGAUGGUUUACUUCCCAAUGGUGAUUUUGAGCUUGGCCCUGAACCAUCACAAAUGAAGGGCACAGAAGUCAUAGCUCGCAAUGCCAUACCCAAAUGGUCCAUUUCUGGGUUCGUUGAAUACAUAAAAGCAGGCCAGAAACAAGGCGACAUGCUUCUCCUUGUGCCUGAGGGAUAUACUGCGGUUAGGCUUGGGAAUGAAGCUUCCAUCAAGCAGAAAGUGAAGCUUGUGAAGGGAAUGUUCUAUGCCAUAACUUUUAGUGCAGGUCGGACAUGUGCACAAGAGGAGAAGAUCAAUGUGACAGUGAUACCCACAAGUGAGAAGAGCGACUGGGGUGUGUUUCCCAUCCAGACAGUUUAUAGCAGCAAGGGCUGGGAUGCUUAUUCAUGUGGGUUCAGAGCAGAUUAUCCAGAAGCGGAGAUUGUGAUCCAUAAUCCUGGUUUGGAGGAAGAUCCUGCUUGUGGACCCAUCAUUGACUCUGUUGCCAUCAAGGCCUUGUACCCCUCUAGAAGAACAAAAGAUAAUUUGCUGAAAAAUGGAAACUUUGAGGAAGGACCAUAUGUGUUCCCAAAGACAGAUGGUGGGGUUCUGCUUCCACCUAACAUCGAGGAUGCUCACAGUCCAUUACCAGGAUGGAUGAUAGAGUCUCUCAAAGCUGUGAAGUACAUUGACUCUGAUCACUUCUCUGUGCCCAAGGGCAAAAGAGCCAUUGAACUUGUUGCAGGCAGAGAGAGCGCCAUUUCACAAACUGUCAGAACUCAAAGUGGCAAGACUUAUGAUCUGUCAUUUGCUGUGGGUGAUGCAAACAACUCUUGUGAAGGUUCCAUGUCUGUGGAGGCAUUUGCAGGCAAAGAAACUGUGAAGGUUUCUUAUGCUUCUAAAGGCAAAGGAGGGUUCACAAGAGGGAAGCUUCGAUUCAAGGCAGUGUCCUCUCGCACUCGCAUUACCUUCUUUAGCACGUUUUACAGCAUGAAGACUGAUGGCUCCCUCUGUGGACCUGUUUUAGAUGAUGCUAGAUUAGUUGGUGUUCGUUAUUUUAAGCAUCCUUGAUUGGUUUGAUUGUAAAUUACGAGUUUGUGCAUUGCGAAGACAGAUCCAUCACAUCACCAAAUUCAAAUUUGUAAGCCAUUUGUAACUUCAAAAGUUGAUU
Messenger RNA from Neltuma alba, 1213 nucleotides. RefSeq lists its product as uncharacterized. The transcript is spliced from 3 exons. The coding region runs from base 1 to 1113 and encodes 370 amino acids. The record is from RefSeq and is a predicted model, not a curated record. NCBI's taxonomy places the organism in Eukaryota, Viridiplantae, Streptophyta, Magnoliopsida, Fabales, Fabaceae.